AUGCGUUCCUUCAUCUCUACCUCCCUCGUGGCCCUCGCCCUGCACGCUGCAACUAUCAGCGCCGCUGUUACCCCCAAGCAGCGUCUCCCCUCGAGCACUGGCGGCUCCCUCAUCGAUCUCAGUGACUUGACUGCUGACGUCGAUGUCCUGAGCCUGGACCAGGUCGUUGGCAAGAAGCACUCCGGUCGCUCUCUGCUCGACCUCAGCGGUCUCAACCUGGACGCUAAUGUCCUCAGUAGCUCGACGUCCAGCUCUUCUGGUUCGAACAAGAAGCCGGCCACGAAGUCGUCGGGCGACUCGCUUCUUGAUCUGAGCGGCAUCAAUGUCGACGCCAACGUCCUCAGCACCGAGACCACCACUUCUUCUUCCCAGACGCAGCACAAGAAGCAUGCCAAGAAGCACUCCGGUCGCUCUCUGCUGAAUCUGAGCGGACUCAACCUGGACGCCAAUGUCCUCAGCAGCAGCACGUCGAGCUCCUCUGGCUCGACUAAGAAGCAGGCAACAAAGUCUUCCGGAGACUCGCUCCUCGACCUGAGCGGCAUCAAUGUUGAUGCCAAUGUCCUGAGCAGUGAGAAGACCACGACAGCUUCGUCUCCCAAGAAGCACCACAAGAAGCACGGCAAGAAGCACUCUGGCCGCUCUCUUAUCGACCUCAGCGGUCUUGACAUUGACGCCGACGUCUUGAGCGGUGACAUUGAGAGCUUCCCCCAUGGCGAAGGCCUCCUGUCCAGUAUCCUUCGCCGAGGUGACUUCUCCGACGAGGCCGUUCUCGCCGCCGUUGGCGACUACGCUAAGCGCGAGGUAGCCGUCGUUGGUGAUAAUUCCCUCUACGUCCGCGCUCUUGGUCUCCAAGCCCGCAGCAGUGACAAGGAGUGCUACAAGGUCUGCACCACUACUACCACUACCAAGACCACCAAGAGCUCGCACGGCCAUAAGGCUACCUCUACUGCCGAUUGUGAUGAUGAUGGUGACGACACCUCGAGCAAGAAGAGCCACAAGACUACUCACAAGGCUAAGCACUCGGCCACGACUGUCUCUGCCCCGAAGACCCAUCACCACAAGGCCACUUCCACCGCCGACUGCGACGACGAUGACAAUGACAAGCCUUCGACUCAUAAGAGCACGAUGACCACUCACAAGGCUAAGCACUCGAGCCAGAGCACCGCUGCCACGAACACCCACCAUCACAAGGCCACCAGCACCGCUGACUGUGACGAUGACGACAACUCUUCGAAGGGCAGCAAGACUACUCACAAGGCCAAGCACACCAAGGCCACCUCGACUGCACCUGCCGCCACUAGCACCUCUGGCCUGACUUGCCCUCCCGGUACCUACCAGGCCACUCGAGCCAAGAGCAGCAAGAGGUCCCUGAUCGACGCUUCCAACGUGACCCUCAAGCUGUGCAUCCUGGACCUCUUCGGAGAUUGCAACCCUACUGACACUGUGCCAACUGCCGACUGCUCGGAGAUCUACUGUGCAUCCAACGUGACCCAGACUAGCUCGCUCACCACUGCCGACAAGGACUCUGACUCGCUCAUCGACCUCAGCGGAGACAACAUUCUGCUCGACAUUGGAGGUGGACUCCUCAGCCUCCUCGGCCUGAUCCUGUAA
Molecule: messenger RNA, 1611 nt
Organism: Microstroma glucosiphilum
Lineage: Eukaryota; Fungi; Basidiomycota; Exobasidiomycetes; Microstromatales; Microstromataceae
Exons: 1
Coding region: 1-1611 (536 amino acids)
Source: RefSeq, a predicted model, not a curated record